GGUUUACAAUCGAGCAAAGUCUGCACGGAAUCUUCCGCUACGAUGUCGGUUCCGUCUAAAGCUUACUCUCCUUUUCAGACACCCUCAGUUCCGCGGGUCUGCUAUAUGGUACUCCCGACCUGGUAUGCUCACGCCAGAAUGACUUCGACUCGAUAUUGUUUCUGAUCAAAAUGGAAAAGUCCUCCUACCUGCGUUUGGAUGACGGCACCAGUUGUCCAGCCGCUUAUCAGGCACAAAUAACACAAGCGCAAGGCCCGGCUGGUGCGCUAGAGCAAAUAUUCGGAUACAUGCCGUCCAACGGGUUUCGAUAUGGCGUACUGUCUACCUAUACCCAGACUUGGUUUAUCAAGAGAGUCAAGGAGGGGACGGCAGACAAGGGCGGCAGACAAGGACUUGAAUGGCAGCCGGACAGUCUCGAUAAUCCUACGGCUGACAACAUGCUCACAAACGAACAGCCUGAAUACAAGGCUGCGAAACGUGGCCGCGACUGGGAGCCAAGACCUGGCGGAAGUUUUAGGCAAGGAAUGAAGAGUAUUUUACGCGAGGCAGAUAAUUAA
Messenger RNA from Gamsiella multidivaricata, 557 nucleotides. RefSeq lists its product as uncharacterized. NCBI's taxonomy places the organism in Eukaryota, Fungi, Mortierellomycota, Mortierellomycetes, Mortierellales, Mortierellaceae. The record is from RefSeq and is a predicted model, not a curated record. The transcript has 3 exons. Bases 171 to 557 code for a protein of 128 amino acids.